Messenger RNA from Cajanus cajan (pigeon pea), 1187 nucleotides. Its product is annotated as putative prolyl 4-hydroxylase 4. The record is from RefSeq and is a predicted model, not a curated record. Gene Ontology annotation, cellular component: endoplasmic reticulum. Gene Ontology annotation, biological process: peptidyl-proline hydroxylation to 4-hydroxy-L-proline. Gene Ontology annotation, molecular function: procollagen-proline 4-dioxygenase activity; iron ion binding; L-ascorbic acid binding. Lineage: Eukaryota; Viridiplantae; Streptophyta; Magnoliopsida; Fabales; Fabaceae.
AGGAAGAUUUUGUUAUUGUUUUUGGUAAAGAUAGAGUUAAACAAGAUGGUCCCACAUAAAACAGCCCUCCCGCUCGGCAACCUGGAUUUGGAAUGUAGAGAAAGAAAGUGCAAUCGGCAAUCAAUCGAAAAUGAGUAGGGUUUGGUUUCUGCUAUUCCUUCUGCUGAUCUUCAAAUGCGAUCAAGUGUGGAGUUCCUAUGCCAUCAUCAACCCUUCCAAGGUCAAACAGAUUUCCUGGAAGCCAAGAGCUUUCGUUUACCAAGGUUUCCUCACGGAUUUGGAAUGCGACCACUUGAUCUCUAUAGCCAAAUCGGAGCUCAAGAGAUCUGCCGUAGCGGAUAAUCUCUCCGGAGAGAGCAAGCUAAGUGAUGUUCGAACAAGCUCUGGCAUGUUCAUUUCCAAGAACAAGGAUCCUAUUAUUUCUGGUAUUGAGGACAAGAUUUCAUCCUGGACCUUUCUUCCAAAAGAAAAUGGGGAAGAUAUACAAGUAUUGAGAUAUGAGCAUGGACAGAAAUAUGACCCACAUUAUGAUUACUUCACUGAUAAAGUUAUUGCUCGGGGUGGACACCGUGUCGCCACUGUUCUCAUGUAUCUCACUGAUGUAACCAAAGGCGGUGAAACAGUGUUCCCUUCUGCUGAGGAAUCUCCACGUCGCAGAGGUUCUGAAACAAGUAGUGAUCUCUCUGAAUGUGCCAAAAAAGGAAUAGCAGUAAAACCGCGUAGAGGGGACGCACUUCUUUUCUUCAGUCUUGACACAAAAGCUACCCCAGACACUAGCAGUCUCCAUGCAGGAUGCCCCGUAAUCGAAGGUGAGAAAUGGUCGGCAACAAAAUGGAUUCACGUAGACUCUUUUGAUAAGAAUGUGGAAACUGGAGGGGACUGCUCUGAUAAUCAUGUAAGCUGUGAGAGAUGGGCUUCCCUUGGAGAAUGCACUAACAAUCCCGAGUAUAUGAUUGGAUCUUCGGACCUUCCUGGCUACUGCAGGAAAAGCUGCAAGGCAUGUUAGAAAUUUUACUGAAUGCUUUCCAAGAUCCUACAAGGCAUUUCCAUGGUUUCAAAUUUCAAAAAUUGGUUCUUCAUUUCUUUUUUCCUGGAUUGUAAAGUAAUUCUAAAUUAUUAUAAUGGUUAGUCUUCCUUUCAAUCAGUAAUAGUAUUCUAUAAUCACAGCCUCAUUUCACGUGGAAGAA